AAAUUUAAUUGUCCUUUCCCCAAAAAUAAUUUAGGUAAUUUAGAAAUUAAAAUGAGCAACUUCCCUAUAGUCCGCUCAAAUUCUUAUAUUUUAUAUCCCCGCGCAAGGGACAUGCAUUCGGGGGAAGCUAUGGUUCCUACAUUGAGUAGAGUUUCAUCUGUCCCAAAUCUGCACAAUAUGCAUGUUUCUGAUGCAUUCAGGCCGGGAACUCUUUACAAAUACAGACGUGAUUGGAACCCGUUAGAAGCAAGUAUAACUGACACAAGUCACCAUUCACCUCUUUUCUGGGUUGAUAGACGCUUCUCAGCUCGUCGCUACAUGAACACUGACCCAAUUCCUGAUUCCUUAGGCCUAGAUUACCCCAAUUUUUGGUCCCGCUACAAAUUCUACUCUGACUAUCUUGAACCAAAGUAUUGGCGCCGGCACCGCGACCCAAACUAUGACCGUCCCUUAUGGAACUCUUGGAAACCCUACAUUUUGGACGGGAAAAACCAAAAACAGGCUAUUGACAUGUAUCGACAAGGAUUAGUUUCUUUUGCAUAUUUGGACAAAAAUUGGAUUACUCCAUGGGCACUUGGACGAAAAGAAAAAGAUUGGAAUGAAGUUUACCCUCCAGCUGGUAAAUAUGGGGCUAGACGUUAUAUGUACUCUUGGGCCUAA
This is a messenger RNA of Meloidogyne enterolobii, 660 nucleotides long. NCBI's taxonomy places the organism in Eukaryota, Metazoa, Nematoda, Chromadorea, Rhabditida, Meloidogynidae. The record is from the annotation of a GenBank genome assembly.